UGUUAACUUCUGUUCCUCAGCUUGCUGUCCAGAGUCUCAGUAAUUGACCAGCUCGCUGCUUUGAAGAUCAGAGCUCCCUCUAGAGGAAGAAGAAAACACUGCACUUCACAUGGAGUUACUGCAACCACAUGAUGCUGAAGAUAUAGUUUUCAAACAUGAAAAAGAUCACUUCAGAAUUCCGGCUCUUCUUUACAUUGAGAAAUGGAAGAAAUACCUGGCGUUUGCUGAGAGGCGCACCUCUACUGCAGAUCACCAUGCCAGGCGUCUGGUGAUGAGCACAGGCACCAGGGACACAGACGGAAAAGUGAAGUGGUCUUCCAUUACGAACUUGGAGAAAGCGACUAAAGCUGGCUACCGCAGCAUGAGCCCCUGUCCAGUCUUUGAGACAAACACAGGGACACUGUUUCUCUUCUUCAUCUGCAUUGAGGGCAGCAUCUCAGAGAACAGCCUCAAGCCAGAGCAAACCUGCUUGUGUUAUGUCACCACCCAGGAUGAGCAUUUGGGGGACGAGUCCUGGAGUAAAUUAAAAGAUGUGACUGAUGAUAUAGUGUUUGCUGAUAAUAAAAAGCUUUCAGAGUACCAAACCUUUGCAGUGGGACCAGGACACGGCAUUGAAGUGGGAGUGGGGACCAGCAAUGACACAAGGCUGCUGAUUCCAGCCUAUGUUAAAAUGAGCAAAGACGAAUGCCAUGCUUUGGUUUUCUACAGUGACGAUGGGGGAGAACACUGGCAGGCAGGAAAUCAGCUGUUUGAUAAGUCAGGUGAGUGUCAGGUGGCGCAGGUUCGAGGCGUUGAGGACACAGAGCUCUUCCUCUACUGCAACGCUUGCACGCUCGGUGGAGAAAAUGAGGAGGUUCCACGUUUGGAGGCACUUAGUGACGACACAGGGGCAAGUUUUACCAAACUGCAGAGUCUGUCUCUGAAGGAGACGCCCCACGGCUGUCAGGGCAGUGUGCUGGGCUUCCCUGCUACAGGCCUCGAUUCCCCCAACACAUGGCUGCUGUUCAGCCACCCGACCAAGGGGCUUGGGUGGACAAGGAGGGAUCUGGGCAUCUACCUGAGAAUGUCUCUUCAGGACGGGGGCAACAGGGACUGCAGACCCUGGGGUGAGCCCUUUAUCAUUCACCCGGGAAAAAGUGGCUACUCUGACCUGGCCCAGUGUGAGAAGAAGGAUCGCUUUGCCUGCCUGAUGGAGUGUGGAGAGGCCGACCCGCUACAGAUCGUCUUUAAGGAGUUUGCUCUCAGCGAGAUUCUCUCUUCUCCUGACAGCCAAUGCUGUGUUUGUGGCAGUUCCUGUUGUUGCUGCAAGUGCUGCAUCAUGUGA
This is a messenger RNA of Alosa sapidissima (American shad), 1324 nucleotides long. Its product is annotated as sialidase-4-like. The transcript is spliced from 3 exons. Gene Ontology annotation, biological process: oligosaccharide catabolic process; ganglioside catabolic process. Lineage: Eukaryota; Metazoa; Chordata; Actinopteri; Clupeiformes; Clupeidae. Gene Ontology annotation, cellular component: lysosome; cytoplasm; membrane. The record is from RefSeq and is a predicted model, not a curated record. Gene Ontology annotation, molecular function: exo-alpha-sialidase activity. Bases 110 to 1324 code for a protein of 404 amino acids.